AUUUCACGUCAUUUCUGUGAUGGUUAAGGUUAAGAAUAGGGUAAUGGUUAGGGUUAGGGAUAAGGUUAGGUUUAGGGCUGGAAUACAUGGCUGGAAGGUCUAUUACCGCGGGACCGUCAUUCCACUGGAAUUCAUCCAUAACCCGCCGCGUACCAUCAGAACGCGGCAGGUCACCUUUCGCGUUCCUCACGAACGCCGCGGGACGUGACAAAACGUCGGUAUGCUACGCCCUGGGAGUGUGCUGCACAGCCUUUCAAAGCAGUGACGGUCCCCGGCCCUCCUGCUGAGCCUCCUCCUGUGGGGACAGAGGAGGUGCGGACUGCUUUCAGCACUACAGACCGCGAGACGUCGCCCGACGCUGCAGUAAUCCAGCCGGAGAUGAGAUUAGGUUACAGGGGGUUGAUAUCAAUCUCGUCCCCCGGGUUAAAAUCUGGUACCCAUUAGAGAUCAUUUCAAAGGUUGGGGAAGGUGGAGGGGAGCACCGCGACAUUUCUGCCCAGUUUCUGUUUUGCGUAUUUAGGCUCAUAUCUCAUGUCCUUCAAGGAUUUAAAAAAUAAUUUUAAUAUCAGCCUCCCUGCGGUAAUAGAUUAAACAUGCUGUUUGGGGAUGUGUUAUCAUCUGAUUUAUCACGGCAGCCCCACAUUCCUGCAAAACACUGCAGAGUAUUUUCCAUUGCUUCCACAGAACAGGAGAGAAUCCUGCAGGAAAAAAUAGCAGGCAUACAAAAACUAAAAUCAAAAACUUACAGAUUCAAGAAAAAGUCUUAUGGCUGCUUGAGAGCUGUACUUCAAAGGUAGAAAAAAGUUUGCAUGACCCAGGUGCAUGGAUAAAUUAGUGAAAAACUAUAAAUAUGCAUUUUUAUUGCCAUGAUGUCUAAAUGAGCUCUGUUUGAUAAAGCACAAUAACACCCUCAUGACAAAAUGGCUAUAUAGAUGGUUGUACUUCCUCUAGAAAUAACUUUUUUUGCUGAGAAGUGUCCGCUGUUUAUCCAAAUUAGACUGUAAGGUUCACUGGGGGCCAUUUUUCUUUAACUCUUCCAGGUGUUGUGAUAAUUCCUGGACACUUCCUGUAUCCACAGUCUUCAGAUCACUGAUCAAACACAGAGCUCCAGCUGCAUCCUCCCAGAGUAACAAGGAACAUCAAAGAAAUGAGACAGGCCCACUCUUCCGUCUUCACAGUCCAGCUCCAGGUGUGCGGCUGGAAUUUUCCAUCAGGAUCUUGAGUCUACCUGGUAUCGCCCCUGGGCAGGGACAUCUUCUCCUUUGCAGUUCUACACACUUGGAGCUGAUUGCAGGCAAUCAAGCCAGAGUGAUUUAAGCCUCACGCUGACGUUCAGUCACUGCCGGUUUGUCAUCAACUCAUUUCCUGGACUCACCUUGACUCAAACCUCAAGCUUAAGCUCCUCUUUUGGACUCAGGAUACCUUACCCAAUCUUGGAAAUCACUCUGUGCCUCACCUGCCUGCCCUUCCGCUAUCACGCUAUCAGGAACCUUCAGCUCUCAGGUCAGCCAUCCCACACCGUCACUCCACCUGCAAUGUGACUGCUAAACUGCUACGUUCCAGUGUACAUCAAUUCCCCCCUCUCAAUCCACAUCAAGCUAGCCAUGUAAACGAGGCCUCGCCACGUCAAGUCCUGUGUUUUAUUGCCUCCGUCCUUAUCACAUUUUGAGCUUGAGGCAGGAUGUGGAGGUUUCUUGCUCAGAUUCUCUUCAUCGCUGAAGUCAUGCUCUGUGCCGCCGACUCUCCUCCGAUCAGCGAGGAAACACUGAAAAGGCUUUCCGCAGAUGGAGAGCAGUAUGUUGAUGAGGAGCUAAAGGGAACUUUGCUCGGAGUGAAGCAGGUGAAGGAAAUGAUGGAGAAGAAAGAAGAGAAGCACAGGCACCUGAUGGAUGCACUGAGGCACAGCAGUGAUAAGAAGAAGGGGGUGAUGCAGCUGGCCAAAGAAACACAGCAAAAACUCGAGGAAGCCGAACAACAAUGUCAAGAUUUAACCAAAUCAUCCUUUGGGGAGUGCCGACCAUGUUUGGAAGAUUCUUGUAAGGCCUUCUAUACAUCUACGUGUCGCCGCGGCUUCGCCUCUUUCUCGUUCAAGGUAGAGGAGUUUUUCAGGAAAAUGGCCACUAAGUUAGAAGAUGCCGAGCAGGUCCACAAUAAAAAUGAGGAGAAUUCAGGUGGAAGUGUCGCAGCUGAAAACCAGGUCACAGAGGACAAAUCCAAUAUGGAGCUGCUGCAGGCUGAAGCAUCGUUCAGCGAGCUGUUGUCAAACAUCAGCCUUUUGUACAACCAGAGCAUUGGUCUGGCCAAGAAGAUGCAACCUGUGUUUGGUCACGCCUUUCUAGAAACCUUCGCUACUGAGCUCCAAUCCAGCACGCUUUCGACCAGAGGGUCAAGCUCUGGCUUCCUUGGGUCGGUGGGUUUGGAGCACGUUCUUCACUCAGUGCUUGACUUUGGGAAGAGCAUGCUGGGAGGCUUCAGUGCCCCAGUGGCUGAUUUGUUUGAGGAGAUAAAAGAAGCUGAAGAGUACGUUCAGCAAUCAAGUCGAGAUACAGGCUCGUUUUCUGCAAUGGGACCGCCGCAGAGCGGAUAUAUGUGCAGGAGACUCCGCAGACAAGCAUCAGAGUGCUGGAAGCUUCAAGACCUGUGUGAGACGUGCAGGGAUUAUCUGUUAAACGCAUGCCCCAGCGUGCAGCAGUUGCACUCUGAGAUGGAGGAGAUGUACAUGCUGCUGAACGCCUCCCGUCAGCAGUAUGACGGCAGGCUGCAGCUGGUCCACAGACACACGGCAGACACUCAGAUGUGGCUCAGCAGCAUGCAUGACAAGUAUGGCUGGGUCAGCCAGCUGUCCAACAGCACAGUGGACCCACACAGCAUCUUCAGUGUGAUAUUGGUGAGUCCACAGCAACAGAUAAAGAAUAACAAGCCUAAAGCAGACAGCAGUGUCACUGUCUCCGUAAUGGAUUCAGCCCCAGUAACCAUACUGGUCCCAGCAGAUCUGGAGGUGGAUGACCCUGCUUUCAUCCAAAAUGUUGCUCAAGAGGCUCUGACACUAUAUAAACGGCAGAUAAAAGGAAUGGAGUAAUGUGAUCAUACCACCAUGGGAACAGUUUCUUUAUGCAGAGUGAAGAGUCCAGGACAUUCAGGUUUUCUCGUGCACAAUUAAGCUGAUCUGUAUAAUACUUGAAAAUGCACCGCAUAGACCUCUAAACCUUUAUAUGCACAGUUUAUGUUGUUCUUGUUCAUGUAUUUGGAUGCUUAGAUUUUUAAACGUCUACGCAAUAAAACAGUGUACACUCCUCAAA
Oreochromis niloticus (Nile tilapia) is the source of this 3299-nucleotide messenger RNA. Its product is annotated as clusterin-like protein 1. Lineage: Eukaryota; Metazoa; Chordata; Actinopteri; Cichliformes; Cichlidae. The transcript has 12 exons. The record is from RefSeq and is a predicted model, not a curated record. The coding region runs from base 1682 to 3079 and encodes 465 amino acids. Gene Ontology annotation, cellular component: nucleus. Gene Ontology annotation, molecular function: misfolded protein binding.